CACAAGGUAUACACCUAAGCAAUUUCUUGCAGCCAACGAAUAAACCUUUGAACUUUCCUCUUCCUGUGGCUUCCUAAAACCUCAGCUGAACCCAACACCGUUCAUUAAAUGGCCGCCAAGCCCCAAACCCAUUUUAACCUCCAUGAUAUAUAAAUUUUAAUUAUUUUUUAGCCUUUUUUUUUUUCACUUUGGUGGGUUCUCGUUUGUAUGAUUUUUAUCUAUGGCUAGCAAUGAGAAUCCAGGAAGUGAAUCCAAUAAUAAUGGCGGUGCUGCUUCUUCUUCUUCGACUUCAAAAGAUGGAGAAACACCCACGCAAAUUCAACCUUUUAGAAUGCCUACAAUAGAAGAGGUUCGUGCCCAAGACGUUUGGAAUAACUGUGCUGUUCGCAGUGUUGCUAGUGGAGUCAUGGGAGGUGGGCUGGGGUUGUUCAUGGGACUGUUUCUAGGUGCAUUGGAUAAUCCCAUCAUGCAAGAUGAGAUGACAGGAAGGCAGCAAUUUAUUUAUACUGCGAAGCAAAUGGGACGGAGGAGUUGGAGUUCUUGUAAAACGUUUGCAAUUAUGGGCUUGGUUUUCUCAGCUGCUGAGUGUGUCACUGAGAAGGCCCGGGCAAAACAUGACACCACUAAUACGGUUGUUGCUGGGUGUGUCACUGGAGGUACAAUGUCAGCAAAAGGUGGCCCGAAAGCAGCAUGUGUUGGCUGUGCUGGGUUUGCUGCAUUCUCAGUUUUGAUAGAGAAGUUCCUAGACAGACAUACUUGAGUGGACAAGUACCCGGUUCCAGUUUUGCAGACCUUAGAUCAUCUGGAUUUGGAUUAGAGAACUAGCAGUCUAGCAGCUUGCAGUGAAAUUGUAGUUUUUCCUUGCAUUCGUUUUCAAUCGAUUUUAAUUUGCCCCCGCUAUGAAGCGGAACGACAUUGAAUAUACAUACAUGUCUCGUAUAAUCUUUUCAUUUUUCCAUUUAACCGAUGCAUCACAUAUAGAAUAUCCAGUGUGAUCGUAUAAAUUCCAUAUCUGCUACAGUUUCAAAUAACGAGUGACUAGUGCUCACUUGUCUUGUCUAGACUUGAGAGAUUAUCCUUCAAGAGCAUGUAUUCAACUCUGUCAGUGUGUAGACUUUUGCUGGUUCAAUUAUGGGUGCUGUUAUCUUUAUAA
Populus nigra (black poplar) is the source of this 1153-nucleotide messenger RNA. Its product is annotated as mitochondrial import inner membrane translocase subunit TIM22-4. The transcript has 4 exons. The record is from RefSeq and is a predicted model, not a curated record. Gene Ontology annotation, molecular function: transmembrane protein transporter activity. The coding region runs from base 221 to 760 and encodes 179 amino acids. Gene Ontology annotation, cellular component: TIM22 mitochondrial import inner membrane insertion complex. NCBI's taxonomy places the organism in Eukaryota, Viridiplantae, Streptophyta, Magnoliopsida, Malpighiales, Salicaceae. Gene Ontology annotation, biological process: protein insertion into mitochondrial inner membrane.